UUACAGUCAGAUUUAAGGUCUCAUCAACACCAUCAGUAUCUGUGGCACUUGGGUCAGAUGUGCUGUUACCUUGUACUCUGACUCCUGAGAAGAAUGGAGAGAAGAUGGAAAUCCGUUGGUUUAAGCCUAUGUACCGGCCCUAUGUUCAUCUUUAUAUUAAUGGGAAAGACGAUUACACAGCCCAGAUGCCACAGUUUGCUAACAGAACAGAACUGCUAAAAGAGAACAUCACUAGGGGAAUUUUCCCUUUAAAGAUCCAUAAAGUCACAGCUGAGGAUUCUGGGGAAUAUUAUUGUUAUGUUGAGUCCAGUGACCAUCACGGUAUGGCAGCAGUACAGCUACAGGUUACUGUUAGAUUUAAAGUCUCAUCAACACCAUCAGUAUCUGUGGCGCUUGGAUCAGAUGUGCUGUUACCUUGUCACCUUAUUCCUGAGAUGAGCGCAGAGAAGAUGGAAAUCCGUUGGAUUAAGCCUAUGUACCGGCCCUAUGUCCAUCUUUAUAUUAAUGGGAAAGAUGAUUACACAGCCCAGAUGCCACAGUUUGCUAACAGAACAGAACUGCUAAAAGAGAACAUCACUAGGGGAAUUUUCCCUUUAAAGAUCCAUAAAGUCACAGCUCAGGAUUCUGGGGAAUAUUAUUGUCAUGUUGAGUCCAGUGACCAUCAUGACAAAACAAUAGUACAGUUGAAUGUUACUGGUAAGUGAGCAGAGUUUUAGUUGAAAUUGUACUGUUUUAUU
Messenger RNA from Xenopus tropicalis (tropical clawed frog), 737 nucleotides. Its product is annotated as butyrophilin subfamily 3 member A2-like. The record is from RefSeq and is a predicted model, not a curated record. Bases 105 to 704 code for a protein of 199 amino acids. Gene Ontology annotation, cellular component: membrane. NCBI's taxonomy places the organism in Eukaryota, Metazoa, Chordata, Amphibia, Anura, Pipidae. The transcript is spliced from 2 exons. Gene Ontology annotation, biological process: regulation of leukocyte cell-cell adhesion; regulation of T cell activation.